Molecule: messenger RNA, 17879 nt
Organism: Gorilla gorilla gorilla (western lowland gorilla)
Lineage: Eukaryota; Metazoa; Chordata; Mammalia; Primates; Hominidae
Gene: SSH2
Product: slingshot protein phosphatase 2
Exons: 13
Coding region: 8935-12978 (1347 amino acids)
Biological process (GO): protein dephosphorylation; negative regulation of actin filament polymerization
Molecular function (GO): actin binding; phosphatase activity
Source: RefSeq, a predicted model, not a curated record
UGAUCUUGGCUCACUGCAACCUCCGCCUCCCGGGUUCGAGGGAUUCUCCUGCCUCAGCCUCCCUAGUAGCUGGGAUUACAGGCGCCCACGACCACACCCGGCUAAUUUUUGUUUUUUUUUUAGUAGAGGCGGAGUUUCACUAUGUUGGCAAAGCUGGUGUUGAACUUCUGACCUCAGGUGAUCUGCCUGCCUCAGCCUCCCAAAGUGCUAGGAUUACAGGCAUGAGACACUGCACCUGGCCUCAUGUAUUUUUAGGGGGAGCUUUAGUUUGAAAAGUUGGGGUUUCUGUGGCAGGAUGUGAAUUCUCAAUGUAAAUCUCUCUUCCUAAGAGAUGAGUGAAAUAAAUGGAUUCAAACAACAAAUAAAACUGAACCUCUUUGAAGUCCCUUUGAACAGACUUGAUAUCUAUCAUUGUGUUAAUCCUACCUCUGUGAUGCCCUUCCCUCCUCAAUAAAAUCUCACACUUAAUUCUUAAAGUAUCCCGUUCCUUAAACAUUCUCUUUAAAAACUCUUAAAAGAUUUAUUGGGUCACAUAUUCAGAAUAACUACUUGCCAUUUGUUAUUGUACCUAAUAGCAAUAGUGCAGUGUUUGAAAUGAAAUGGACCUGAGCUCCAGAGUUCAUCAUUUAUUAUCUAUGUGACUUUGAACAUAUUAUAUAAUCACCCUAAACCUUAGUUUCCUCAUCAGUAAAAUGGAACUUAUAAUACCUAUGAGGAUUAAAUACGAUAUGGUAGCUUAAAUUUUUGCUCAUUUUGCUCUUUUGAUAUGAGCCAAAUUAUAGGAGAAAUAAUUAGAGUGGCACCCUAGCAUGAUGGUAAACAUUCUGUCAUUUCCAUCAUUAUCCUAAAUUGCAUCUAUUCUGUGUAAGAAGUAAGAGAUAAAAAAGAAGUACAAGACAUGGUUGCUGAAGUCAGGAUAGUCAGUUUGUUGAGGAAAUAAGACGUCAAUGAAGGGAUAAAUAAGAGCACAAUUUAUUGCAUGGUAAGUGUCAGAUGAACAGUACAAUUUGUGCUUUAGAAAUUCAGAGAACAGAAGGGUAUCAUUGUAGCUGGGUGCGGUGGCUCACGCCUGUAAUCCCAGCACUUUCAGAGGCCGAGGCAGGUGGGUCACUUGAGUUCAGGAGUUCAAGACCAGCCUGGCCAACAUGGUGAAACCCUGUCUCUACUAAAAAUACAAAAAUUAGCCGGGUGUGGUGAUGGGCGCCUGUAAUCCCAGCUACUCGGGAGGCUGAAGCAUGAGAAUCGCUUGAACCCGGGAGGCAGAGGUUGCAGUGAGCUGAGAUCCUGCCACUGCACUCCAGCCUAAGUGACAGAAAAAGACUCUGUUUCAAAAAAAAAAAGAAAAACGAAAAGAAAAUUGCUUUCAGCAUACUUUGGGUAUAUCAUAUGGGCAGAGCAUCCGGAGUAUCUACUAGGCACAUAGCACAGUAACCAGUGUUUACAGAUUUUACAUAGUUUAUUUAGGAAGGUUGCCAGUUUUGCAAGGCCAUUGUUAUUGAAUCAGUACCAGUGACUGUGAGCACAAUGUGAAAUCCCCACAGGCAACACAAGAACAGAAAUCAUUCAACUAUCUGCUAGUGGCUUUAUGGUUUGUUUAUUUAAACACACACACACACACACACACACACACACACACACACACACUCAAGUAAUCCAAAGCAAAACUUCUUUCUCCCUCCAGGUGCUUAGCUUUAGAUAUUAUUAUUACAUCAGCAUCACGUGGUAGGCAGGGUUAUUCCCAUGACACAGAGGGCUUAUAAUAUUUACAAUGGAGUGAGCUAUAAGGGGAAGGGUGUGCUGAUAGCUAUUUUUCCUUGUUGUUAUUGGCUUGGUUACUAGUUUAAUGGCCUAGUUGCCAAUUAAUGGCUUAAUGUAUUUAAUGUUCUAUAUAAGCAAUGUACAACUCUUUAGUUUCUAAGUCAAAUACACGUGAAAAUCACCCUAGUGGAUAUGAGAAUCUUCCAUACAAAUAGUAAGCCUGUGAUUAUACAUUAUCAGUAAAGAUCAAGAACUAUAUAAAUGCCAUGUUACAUUAAGCCCAAAUGAUAAUUUAAUGAUAUUGAGUCAAAAAAGAGAUACUGCAGCUACUAAAAAGUUAGAAAUUAUGCCCUAAUACACGCCGGGACCAGCAGGCUCCUCAGCCAACCCUGUCCCUUGGCCCGGCCCUGCCAGAGAGGGACCCCAGCCCAUCGUGGGCAUCGGCAGGACUCAGCCGCUCCCACCUCCCCACAGAAGCCCAGGAGUGUGUGGACGUCUGAGCCCAGCUUCCUGCAUCCCCACCCGGCCCACCUGGCCCCUCACCCCCGGCAGCGGGCCAGCCGCGCCCCCCCACUCCCCCUCCUACCCCAGCAGGGGCUUCUGGGGCCUUUUCACCUAGAGAAACAUUCCCACUGCCCUUUGGCCUCCCUGUACUCUGAGCUGUGAAUAUUUUUAACCCUGUGAAUACGGCCAGCUCUUGUGACACAGAGACUAUUUUAUCAGCUGUCAGCCCCGUUCCUUUAUGAUAGGAUUCUCCACAGUGGCUUCCGACUCAGGCUCCAAUGGACCAAAUAAAAGCGUUUUGUUUUGUAAAAAAAAAAAAAAAAAAAAGGAAAAAAGAAAAAAGAAAUUAUGCCCUAAUAAUGCCUAUGCCAAGAAAAAUGGCAUACUGAAACUAGGUAAGAGAAACUGCAUAUUUCAUAACAUUUAGUGAUUCUAACCAAAUGAAUUUAAACCCAGUAUAAUUUUUUUCAAAAUUAAAAGUGAAUAAUGUAGUAGACUAGCUAGUUAUCUCUAAUGUAAAGAUGAAAAACUAUUGUUUUAAUCAUACUUUUUUUAUUGUUUCCCCUUGGAAGUGCUUGAGUACGUCUGUUAAGAACACGCUUUAAUCCUGGUUAUUAGUGUGCCGGGGCUUAUUCACCCCUGUUGCGCUCCCAUAGUCAGUCCCAGUUAUCGUAGUCUACUAUGCCCAUGCUACUGGAAUUUUCUCUUCUUGUUUUGUUGCUACUUUAGAUGCUUGGAGAAAUUCUCAGUAAGGCCAUAUGCCCCAUUUGUCAGAAAAUGAUAGUGUCAUAAUGAAAAAGUUUGUUAUGCUUAAAAAAAAAAAAUCUAGUCUCUUCCUCAAUUAGAAUCAAAAUCAACAAAUAAAUAUUGAAUGUCAGUGCUCUUCUUUAUGGCAGUCUUAUAAAUAACUUCAGGAGAAAUUUCCAAAUGGAGAAUCCCCUAGGCGUUUAAAAAAAGAACUCUCUACCAUUAUAUACUGUAAAGUUGGUAAUGAACUCAGCUUAAAAAUGAACUUCUGUGCUAUGCAUGGUGGUCACGCCUGUAAUCCCAGCACUUUUGGAUUGCUUGAGGCCAGGAGUUCAAGACCAUCUUGGCCAACAUAGUGAAACCUCGCCUCUACUAAAAAUACAAAAAUUAGUUCAGCGUGGUGGGACAUGCCUGUAAUCCCAGCUACUCGAGAGGCUGACGCAUGAGAGUCCCUUGAACCCAGGAGGCGGAGGUUGCAGUGAGCUGAUAUCAUGCCACUGAACUCCAGCCUGGACGACAGAGUGAGACUGUGUCUCAAAAAAUCAAAAGAAGGCCGGGCACAGGGGCUCACGCCUGUAAUCCCAGAACUUUGGGAGGCUGAGGUCGGCGGAUCACUUGAGGUCCGGAAUUCAAGACCAGCCUGGCCAACAUGGUGAAACCCGGUCUCUACUAAAAAAAAAAUACAAAAAUUAGCUGGGCAUGGUGAGCAGGUCUGUAAUCCUAGCUUCUCGGGAGGCUGAGGCAGGAGAAUUGCUUGAACCCGGGAGGCGGAGGUUGCAGUGAGCUGAGAUCAUGGCACUGCACUCCAGCCUGGGUGACAGAGUGGGACUCCAUCUCAAAAAACAAAAAAUGAACUAACCAGGCACAGUGGCUCAUGUCUGUAAUACCAGCACUUUGGAAGACUAAGGCGGGAGAACUGCUUGGGCCCAAGAGUUCAAGACCAGCCUGGGCAACAUAGUGAGACCUCACCUCCAUAAAAAAUUGAAAAAAAAAAACUGGGUGUGGUGGCACAUACCUCUGGUCCUAACUACCCAGGAGGCUGACCCAGGAGGAUUGUUUGAGCCCAGGAGGUCAAGGAUUCAGUGAGCUGUGAUUGUGCCACUGCACUCCAGCCUGGGUGACAGAGCAAGAACCUGUCUCAAAAAAAAAAAUGAAGAACUUGUCCUGGGUGAGUGAUUUUUUUUUGUUUGUUUUGUUUUUUGUUCGUUUUUAACCGAACUAGUCUUAUCAGUGAAGCAACUGGGCCAGUGGCUCACACCUGUAAUCCCAGCACUUUGGGAGGCCAAGGCAGGCGGAUCACAAGGUCAGGAAAUCGAGACCAUCUUGUUGAACACGGUGAAAACCCUGUCUCUACUAAAAAUACAAAAAAAUUAAUCGGACAUGGUGGCACGCGCUUAUAAUCCCAGAUAUUUGGAAGCCUGAGGCAGAAGAAUUGUUUGAACCUGGGAGGCGGAAGUUGCAGUGAGCCAAGAUUGCACCACUGCACUCCAGCCUGGUCAACAGAGCAAGACUCCAUCUCAAAAAAAAAAAAAAAAAUGAGAUUGCCAGCUGGGUAUGGUGGCUCACUCCUGUAAUCCCAAGCACUUUGGGAAGCUUAGACGGCCAGAUCACGAGGUCAGGAAUUCAACACCAGCCUGGCCAACAUGGUGAAACCCCGUCUCUACCAAAAAUAGAAAAAUUAGCUGGGCAUGGUGGCAGACGCCUGCAAAACCCUGCUACUCACAGGCUGAGGCAGGAGAAUAGCUUGAAACUGGCAGGCGGAGGUUGCAACGAGCUGAGAUCGUGCCACUGCACUCCAGCCUGGGCAAGAAGAACAAAACAACGUCUCAAAAAAAAAAAAAAAAGGAGGGGGAUUGUUUCGUGUCUAUUGCUUUGCAGCCUCAUUAUUUUCAUUUCAGCAUAUUGAGAACAUCCUGCCAUUGCCCCCAAAUGCAUUUCUUUCAUAUCCUUUUAACUGGUUGUUUGUUUUCCGUAAGACUGAUUCAUAUUCAGUCCGAUUGUUGAACAUUUAGAUUAUGUCCAGUUUUUUGCAGUUAUAAACAAAACCUCACUGAAUGAACAUCCUUAUGCUUCAAUCUUUGCCCAUGUCCCUAAAAGACAUAUCCUAAGGGUCAAUUCUGGGAUUGCUAGGACAAAGGACAUACAUAUUUCUAGGGCUUUUGAUACAGACUGCUGGUUUGCUCAGCAGUUGGACCAGUCUACACUCCCAUCAACAGUUGUAGUAAUUCAUAUUUCUAAUGCUUCUGAAAUUAUAAAUAAAAGUUUUUAAAAAUAUGAUUCUAUCUUUCAGUUCACCUGAGCUACUUGAAGACCCAGAAAAAUUGAUUCUUGUCUUUGUUAUCAAGACCCUGUUUCAUACCUAAGUACUGGUGAAACAUGCUCUAGUUUGUGAGCUAUUUGAGUAGAACUAAUGGAAAGAUGAAAUAAUAGUACAUCAGUAGUUACAAUGAAGAAACUAAUUAUCCCAGAGAGUUUUUGAGCAUAUGGGUAGUGUUUGUGAAUUUAAGUUUGUUCCCCACAUUGUCAGUUUAUUCUAAAAUUAUCACCAUUUUAGACUUAAAGAAUUUUAAAGCCAAAAGAUAAGCAAACAGACUUGCUUAGGUCCUGUAGCAAAUUAAUUCAGACCUUGAACAACAUUUCAUUGUGCUGUUUAGGAAGUGUUAAGUAUAUUGAGAUUUCCCAUAUUACUGUCUUACUGUCAUACUUAAAUUUUAGAAGAUGAUCAAAUAAAUUAUUUUAAUGACUAGGACUAUGCUUAUGAAGUUAGCAUUUCCUGCCCUUAUUUAUAGAAAGCACUUGAUAUAUUUCACAAAGGUGAAGAGAUUAACUUUUUAGGGAACAAGUCAUUUAAAUUCUUGAACCAGUUUCCAUCUUUUAGGCUAUAUGAGUAUUGAAUAUAGGAGAAAAGAGAAAAGUAUGCAUGUUUCUCAAAGGCUCUUUCUUUAAAUGUCACCAGCAGAUCUAAACAGUAUCCAUAGGCACCUAUGGCAAAUUUACUGAAAAAAAAGGGGGUCAUAAAAUAAAAGAAAAAGAAUAGACAGGAAGGAGGUUUCUUGUCUAUUAUUGCUGGUUUCUGUAGUGUUGGUUGCCUGCCUCUCUUUGAGACUGCGAUGCUUCCUUAAUGAAGGUGUGUGUUUAAAUCACAGACAGGGAAAGUGCUUUUGGGUGAAGUUUCACUUUGUAGUGGCAGCAGUUCUGGACAUGGUGCUGGAACAGAGGAUGAGUUCAGCACCUUCUCUUCAGAUCGGAUCUCUGCCCGCAGCUCAUCUGUUUUACAUAGCAAGCCUUUGUUCACUGGAGAGUGGACCUCUGUGGUUGGCCUGUCCACCUACUGUCAGAGACCAAAGGUGACUGAUAAGGAGUUCAGAGGUCAAAACAGAUACUGCGAGGUCAAUCCAGCUUUAAGGAGAAAGCAGUUGUUUUGACAUGGAGGCAUCGAAAACUGAAUUGCAGCCAGAGAGAUGUUCAGUUCAUCAGCUUUGGCCUUUCAGCUCCACUCAAAGAAAAAUCACUAGCUGUUUCUGCAGUCAGCAGGAGCAGAAAAGAAAACUUUUUUAAAGGAUGCAAUUUAAUUAAAUUGUGAUGUAUUGGAGAUUUCUCUCCAGAAAUGGUUUCUGUGUGAGUGUUGCUUUGCUUACUGUGAGAACGCAGAUAUCAAAUAAAAAAACCAAAGGUAAACUACAAUCACUAGGGCCUUUUGUUGGGUUUUUUAAUGGGAAGUCAAUUAGAUUAGAUUCAGGUAUUUCAUAUACUAACAUCACCUUUUGCCCUAUUAGGAUCUGAUGGAGCAUUAGGAAAGAAAGGCAAGUCAUAUUUGCAUUUAUUAUUAGGGCUAACACUUUUUAAUUAAAUUGGCUUUUACUAAGUAUUUGGCUAACUUCAGAAUUCAGAUACUACAAAUACAUAAUCUUCAGCCUGAUUCAAAGUUUUCUUUUUGGGGAAUAUCCUUUAAGUUAGCAGUGAUCCUUAUAUAUAGAAUCAUUGAGAGACUAAGCUAAGCUAUUGUCCUUAUCCUCUAGUCUAGUAAAAAGAUUGUGAGCAGGACAGCCAUAUAAUUUUCAGGGCCUGGUGCAAAGUGAAAAGGCAGGGGCUGUUGUUCAGAAACAAGAAUUUCAAGACAGCAGAGCAUUAAACCAAUUCUGGGACCCUUCAAGCACCAAACCCUGCACAGGUCACAAGUCCACCCCUGACUAGGAUGUGAAGUUAAAUAGAUAGUGGAUUCGGUUCGAACUCUGCUACUUAUUUAUGUUGUUUCUGAACCCCUGUUUUCUCUAUUUUUUAUCUUCCUAUAAAAUUUUUCUUGUUGUAGUCUAUCCUCUUACCAAAGUUGGAGAACCUGCAGUAAGAAUUGGGAGUAUGUAUACUUAUUUUCUUAGUCCAUGUGAGAACUUCUGCGAUAGUGUUUCCUUCUGUUUGGCUGGUGUAGCAAUCAAGAUUAGAGUUUUGUUUUUAGAAAAGUGAUUAUUUAAUUAAAUAUAUGUAUACCACAUUAUAGUUUUAAAAGUGUUUUCACAAUUCAUAUAACAUUUGAUUCAAACAAUUAUGCUUUUGAGGCAGUUAUUGUUUUUUCCUCUCAUCUUACAGAUAAGAAAAUUAAGCCUCAGAGGCCGGGCGUGGUGGCUCACGCCUGUAAUCCCAGCACUUUGGGAGGCCGAGGCGGGCGGAUCACAAGGUCAGUAGAUCGAGACCAUCCUGGCUAACACAGUGAAACCCUGUCUCUACUAAAAAUACAAAAAAAUUAGCCGGGCAUGGUGGCGGGCACCUGUAGUCCCAGCUACUUGGGAGGCUGAGACAGGAGAAUGGUGUGAACCCAGAAGCCGCAGCUUGCAGUGAGCCAAGAUUGCAGCACUGCACUCCAGCCUAGGCAACAGAGCGAGACUCCGUCUCAAAAAAAAAAAAAGAAAAAAGAAAAAAAAGAAAAUUAAGCCUCAGAGAAGUUAGGAGACUUUCUCAAGGUCUCAAGGAUCUAGAACUAGAAAUACCAUUUGACCCAGCCAUCCCAUUACUGGGUAUAUACCCAAAGGAUUAUAAAUCAUGCUGCUGUAAAGACACAUGCACAUGUAUGUUUAUUGCGGCACUAUUCACAAUAGCAAAGACUUGGAACCAACCCAAAUGUCCAUCAAUGAUAGACUGGAUUAAGAAAAUGUGGCACAUAUACACCAUGGAAUACUUUGCCAUAAAAAAGGAUGAGUUCAUGUCCUUUUUAGGGACACGGAUGAAGCUGGAAACCAUCAUUCUGAGCAAACUAUCGCAAGGACAGAAAACCAAACACUGCAUGUUCUCCCUUAUAGGUGAGAAUUGAACAAUGAGAACACUUGGACACAGGGUGGGGAACAUCACACACCCGGGCCCCUUGUGGGGUCACGGGAGGGCGGAGGGAUAGCAUUAGGAGAUAUACCUAAUGUAAAUGACAAGUUAAUGGGUGCAGCACACCAACAUGGCACAUGUAUACAUAUGUAACAAACCUGCACGUUGUGCGCAUGUACCCUAGAACUUAAAGUAUAAUAAAAAUAAAUAAAUAAAUAAAUAAAAAAGAGACUUUCUCAAGGUCAGCCAGCUGGUAAGUGAAGUUCAAGCCUGUGACUUUUCUCACUACUUCUUUCUGCCUUUACUGUUCUGUAAGAUCAAAGGUAAGUUAGCAGAAUAUCUUGCUUUCUCAAGAUCAGUCUACUUUAUGGAAUUUUUGCGAGUGUUCUGAGAAUAACUGCUGGGUUAUAGUAAUAUUACAAAUUUUCACUUCUGUUAUUUGCAGUAACCCUUGGAAUAACUCUGUGUUGUUGUAUUUCAGCAUCAUUUUAAAGGAACAAGAUUGAGGUUCAAAGAGAUUAAAUGACUUGUUGAAGACGAAAGGGCAGUGACUGAAAUUCAGCAUCAGCGAGAGCUUUCUAACUGUCAAAGGUGCUGCCCUUUUUCUACCACGGGGAAAUGGCUCAUCCACACCAAGAAUCAGCCACAGACGGAACAAGCAUGCAGGCUGUAAGACUGGAAAGUACUUACCAGAAUCGAACACGCUAUAUGGUAGUGGUUUCAACUAAUGGUAGACAAGACACUGAAGAAAGCAUCGUCCUAGGAAUGGAUUUCUCCUCUAAUGACAGUAGCACUUGUACCAUGGGCUUAGUUUUGCCUCUCUGGAGCGACACGCUAAUUCAUUUGGAUGGUGAUGGUGGGUUCAGUGUAUCGACGGAUAACAGAGUUCACAUAUUCAAACCUGUAUCUGUGCAGGCAAUGUGGUCUGCACUACAGAGCUUACACAAGGCUUGUGAAGUCGCCAGAGCACAUAACUACUACCCAGGCAGCCUAUUUCUCACUUGGGUGAGUUAUUAUGAGAGCCAUAUCAACUCAGAUCAAUCCUCAGUCAAUGAAUGGAAUGCAAUGCAAGAUGUACAGUCCCACCGGCCCGACUCUCCAGCUCUCUUCACCGACAUACCUACUGAACGUGAACGAACAGAAAGGCUAAUUAAAACCAAAUUAAGGGAGAUCAUGAUGCAGAAGGAUUUGGAGAAUAUUACAUCCAAAGAGAUAAGAACAGAGUUGGAAAUGCAAAUGGUGUGCAACUUGCGGGAAUUCAAGGAAUUUAUAGACAAUGAAAUGAUAGUGAUCCUUGGUCAAAUGGAUAGCCCUACACAGAUAUUUGAGCAUGUGUUCUUGGGCUCAGAAUGGAAUGCCUCCAACUUAGAGGACUUACAGAACCGAGGGGUACGGUAUAUCUUGAAUGUCACUCGAGAGAUAGAUAACUUCUUCCCAGGAGUCUUUGAGUAUCAUAACAUUCGGGUAUAUGAUGAAGAGGCAACGGAUCUCCUGGCGUACUGGAAUGACACUUACAAAUUCAUCUCUAAAGCAAAGAAACAUGGAUCUAAAUGCCUUGUGCACUGCAAAAUGGGGGUGAGUCGCUCAGCCUCCACCGUGAUUGCCUAUGCAAUGAAGGAAUAUGGCUGGAAUCUGGACCGAGCCUAUGACUAUGUGAAAGAAAGACGAACGGUAACCAAGCCCAACCCAAGCUUCAUGAGACAACUGGAAGAGUAUCAGGGGAUCUUGCUGGCAAGCAAACAGCGGCAUAACAAACUAUGGAGAUCUCAUUCAGAUAGUGACCUCUCAGACCACCACGAACCCAUCUGCAAACCUGGGCUAGAACUCAACAAGAAGGAGAUCACCACCUCAGCAGACCAGAUUGCUGAGGUGAAGACCAUGGAGAGUCACCCACCCAUACCUCCUGUCUUUGUGGAACAUAUGGUCCCACAAGAUGCAAAUCAGAAAGGCCUGUGUACCAAAGAAAGAAUGAUCUGCUUGGAGUUUACUUCUAGGGAAUUUCAUGCUGGACAGAUUGAGGAUGAAUUAAACUUAAAUGACAUCAAUGGAUGCUCAUCAGGGUGUUGUCUGAAUGAAUCAAAAUUUCCUCUCGACAAUUGCCAUGCAUCCAAAGCCUUAAUUCAGCCUGGACAUGUCCCAGAAAUGGCCAACAAGUUUCCAGACUUAACAGUGGAAGAUUUGGAGACAGAUGCACUGAAAGCAGACAUGAAUGUCCACCUACUGCCUAUGGAAGAAUUGACAUCUCCACUGAAAGACCUCCCCAUGUCCCCUGAUCCUGAGUCACCAAGCCCCCAACCCAGUUGCCAGACUGAAAUCUCAGAUUUCAGUACAGAUCGCAUUGACUUUUUUAGUGCCCUAGAGAAGUUUGUGGAGCUCUCCCAAGAAACCCGGUCACGAUCUUUUUCCCAUUCAAGGAUGGAGGAACUGGGUGGAGGAAGGAAUGAGAGCUGUCGACUGUCAGUGGUAGAAGUAGCCCCUUCCAAAGUGACAGCUGAUGACCAGAGAAGCAGCUCUUUGAGUAAUACUCCCCAUGCAUCAGAAGAAUCUUCAAUGGAUGAGGAACAGUCAAAGGCAAUUUCAGAACUGGUCAGCCCAGACAUCUUCAUGCAGUCUCACUCGGAAAAUGCAAUUUCAGUCAAAGAAAUUGUCACUGAAAUUGAGUCCAUCAGUCAAGGAGUUGGGCAGAUUCAACUGAAAGGAGACAUCUUACCCAACCCAUGCCAUACACCAAAGAAGAACAGCAUCCAUGAGCUGCUCCUUGAGAGGGCCCAGACUCCAGAGAACAAACCUGGACAUAUGGAGCAAGAUGAGAGCUCCUGCACAGCCCAGCCUGAACUAGCCAAAGACUCAGGGAUGUGCACCCCAGAAGGCUGCCUAACCACACACUCAUCUAUAGCAGACUUGGAAGAAGGGGAACCAGCUGAGGGGGAACAAGAGCUCCAGGGCUCAGGGAUGCACCCAGGUGCCAAGUGGUACCCUGGGUCUGUGAGGCGAGCCACCUUGGAGUUCGAAGAGCGCUUACGGCAGGAGCAAGAGCAUCAUGGUGCUGCCCCAACAUGUACCUCAUUGUCCACUCGUAAGAAUUCAAAGAAUGAUUCUUCUGUGGCAGACCUAGCACCAAAAGGGAAAAGUGAUGAAGCCCCCCCAGAACAUUCAUUUGUCCUCAAGGAACCAGAAAUGAGCAAAGGCAAAGGGAAAUACAGUGGGUCUGAGGCUGGCUCACUGUCCCAUUCUGAGCAGAAUGCCACUGUUCCAGCUCCCAAGGUGCUGGAGUUUGACCACUUGCCAGAUCCUCAGGAGGACCCAGGGUCAGAUACUGGAACACAGCAGGAAGGAGUCCUGAAGGAUCUGAGGACUGUGAUUCCAUACCAGGAGUCUGAAACACAGGCAGUCCCUCUUCCCCUUCCCAAGAGGGUAGAAAUCAUUGAAUAUACCCACAUAGUUACAUCACCCAAUCACACUGGGCCAGGGAGUGAAAUAGCCACCGGUGAGAAGAGCGGAGAGCAAGGGCUGAGGAAAGUGAACAUGGAAAAAUCUGUCACUGUGCUCUGCACACUGGAUGAAAAUCUAAACAGGACUCUGGACCCCAACCAGGUUUCUCUGCACCCCCAAGUGCUACCUCUGCCUCAUUCUUCCUCCCCUGAGCACAACAGACCCACUGACCAUCCGACCUCCAUCCUGAGUAGCCCUGAAGACAGAGGCAGCAGCCUGUCCACAGCCCUGGAGACAGCAGCACCUUUUGUCAGUCAUACAACCCAUUUACUGUCUGCCAGUUUGGAUUACCUGCAUCCCCAGACUAUGGUUCACCUGGAGGGCUUCACAGAGCAGAGCAGCACCACAGAUGAGCCCUCUGCAGAACAGGUUAGCUGGGAAGAAAGUCAGGAGAGCCCUCUCUCCAGUGGCAGUGAGGUGCCAUGUAAGGACUCCCAGCUAAGUAGCGCAGACCUAAGUUUAAUUAGCAAACUUGGUGACAACACUGGGGAGUUACAGGAGAAAAUGGACCCAUUGCCUGUAGCCUGUCGACUCCCACAUAGCUCUAGUAGUGAAAGCAUAAAGAGUCUCAGCCACAGCCCCGGUGUGGUGAAGGAGCGUACUAAAGAAAUCGAGUCUCGAGUGGUUUUCCAGGCAGGGCUCACCAAACCAUCCCAAAUGAGGCGCUCAGCUUCUCUCGCCAAAUUAGGUUACUUGGACCUCUGUAAAGACUGCUUACCAGAGAGGGAGCCUGCCUCCUGUGAAUCCCCUCAUCUCAAACUGCUUCAGCCUUUCCUCAGAACAGACUCAGGCAUGCACGCGAUGGAGGACCAAGAGUCCCUAGAAAACCCAGGUGCCCCCCACAACCCAGAGCCCACCAAGUCUUUUGUAGAACAACUCACAACAACAGAGUGUAUUGUGCAGAGCAAGCCAGUGGAGAGGCCCCUUGUGCAGUAUGCCAAAGAAUUUGGUUCUAGUCAGCAGUAUUUGCUCCCCAGGGCAGGACUUGAAUUGACUAGUUCUGAAGGAGGCCUUCCCGUGCUACAGACCCAGGGACUGCAGUGUGCAUGCCCAGCUCCAGGGCUGGCCGUGGCACCCCGUCAGCAACACGGCAGAACUCAUCCCCUUAGGAGACUGAAAAAGGCAAAUGACAAAAAACGGACAACCAACCCCUUCUAUAAUACCAUGUGAUUCUGAGCCUACACAUGUGACUUUCUAGAAGAAAUGUUUGUAAAAGGGGCAGGUGUAAUAUGUAAGGAACAUGCACUUUAUUGGUUAAUUUUAUAAUAUUUUGGUCAUUUUACUGUUUCUGGCGCAUGCAGGGUUUGGGUUUUUUAGUGUGUAUGUGUGUGUAUAUGUAAGGGGAAAGAGAGAUUGAUCUGGAUGGCAAGACCGUUUAUCAUUUUUUAUUUAAAAAAAUCAAACCUCAAAAAAGUCAUUUUCAGAGAACACCUUUAUCAAAGGCAAAUUGCUGUUUUUCAGUCAGCUGCCACCUGCUUCUCAUUUUGCCCUCUGAGAAAAGGCAUGGUUUCUUGAUUGAGGGAAGGAAGCAGAUUCGGAGGGGUGGAGAUAAAGCUGGGGAUUGGAGAUGUUCCCCUGCCUUUGUGAUGAUGGUUUGGUUUCCAGACCUGAGGCAUCGAAUGGGCUAAAGGGCAGCCAGAGGUCAGAGGGCUCUCAGCCUUCAUCCAGCCGCAGCUCUUUAGAGUUCCUGAAGGAGGCAGGUUCCGCUUUGCUUUAAAAGAGGGUCUUCCGGUAUUCCAGAGUGUAUUGUUACAGUAAGACAUGAUAAUGGCUGGCUCUGCAAAUUUAUCAUAUAGUUUUUUUCCCAAGAAAAUUAUUUUUGAAAUUAAAACAGGACCCCAAAUGAAAUCCAAGUGGUCUUCUGUAGAGGAAAGCAUGAUAAGAGGAGGAAGACAUAAAGUUGGGGGUGGAGAGGCUGCUGCCCAGAAACUGCUGGGUUGGUGGGAUCCACACAGAUGGGCAUCUUGGCUCUCACUGCCAGAAAAAUGUGCUCUGCAGUGUCCUCCCAACUGAAAACAACAGUGACAUGUUUGAAAAGCAGCAAUCGAAAGUCAGUGUGUUCUUGUAAAAUGAAUAUGUAUGUAGGGUUUUAACCCUUCCAUUACUUGAAUAAUUCUUUGGGCCUUCUGAGUCUAAUGGCCAUAUUUUCUUCCAGUUUAUUUUCCUUCCCCAUGCUGUUGUCCCCAUGCUGCCUAUUUUUUUAAAUUUCAUAGAUUAUAUUUGAAUUGUUACAUAUGUUUAACAUCCAUUGAAUGCAACGUUUUAUUUUUGGUAUUAUCACUGUUAACACUUUUUUUUCCUUUUCCUGGAAGGUUUGUCAUUUCUCUAAAGUUUGUACACAGUAUUUAUGUACAUAAUAUUGUCACUGUCUUAGUGUCUUGUUCAUGUUGUAGGGUAAUUUUGAUUUAUUCUUUUUAAGAAGGAGUAGAGUUGCAACUGGAAAACACACAGACACCAGAAAUGAAAGUGUUGGGUGUUGAUAGGAAUCUGUACAAUAUGUUGAUGGUGGCUGUAGUUGUUUAAAUGGAGACUUCCAAUCACCAGCUCCUGCCAAAUUAUGCAUUAGUAACUUCUUCCUCAGAGACACCCCUAAAGGCUCCCAUUAGGUCACAGCGUGACUGAAAGCUGAUUUCUCUGUGAGACUGAAAUCCCAGAACAUUGUUUGCCAGUAUCUCAACCACAGCCAGGAAGUAUAUGUGAGUUGCCCAGAGUGGAAGCUCCUAGUAGAGGCUGAAGGCCACAGGGGAGGCCUCAACCAGGGGCAAGUGCCCACAGUGACUCCAUUUAGGAUGCUGUCGUUUUGCUACUGUUGUGGAGAUCCUUAACGCAGCAGCGCGUGUCAUAAACAAGCCUCUUGUAGCUUCUUACAGAAAACAGAUUUAGUCUAGCAUGAAACACCUCUGCAUCUCAUUGAAACUGAAGAGGCUUGCAGAUUUGCUUUCGUUGAUGUCCACGUUACUGAGGAUUGACUGAGUAUAGACUGGAGACAGGUUUUUGGCUUAUCACAGCACUGAGGAAAAUACAAAUGCACAGAAUGUCAGCAUGAUGUCAGAGGCCAGAGUUUGGUGGGGGCAGAUGGCAGGGAGACCCAAAAGAUGCAGAAAAGGUAGACUGGGGCCACUGGGUCUUAAGAGGAGCUGUGAAGUUGUGUGGAAGCCAAGGUUGGGUCUGACAUCCCUGCCAGGAAGCAGGAUGGACAGAAACCACUUGCUAAAAGCGUCUCUAUGGUGUAGUGAUUAUGUGUACCCUGUGCUGUUGCUCAGUAGUUUCCUUGAAUGUUCAAGUAUAUCAUCCACACAGUUUUGUGAUUCCUGGAUAUUUGUGUGUUGUAAAGUGUUUUGUUAGGUGGUAUGAACCAAUGUGAGGAGGCUUGAGACAGGGUUAUGGAUUUCCAGAGCUCUUCCGUGUAGAAUACCCUGCCUUCUUGAAGCAGUUCCACCACCAAUAUGAUGGGGAAGGGCAGGAACUUGUGGCAGGGUGGGGAGAGGAUUUGCCUGGAAGUUAACAGAGUGGCAUCCACUUGUGGUAACCCCUUACGAUGAUGACAUCCCACACACUAAGAGGUACAAGCAGGACCAAAGUUUUGGACUGUUCCCUCUUCUCCCCUCCACUGUGUUUAAUGUUCACUCACUGCAUUAAAUAACAACAAAGAUGGGACAAAACCCACUAAUGCUGUGGGGAAAAAAUUUUUCAAGAGCAGAGGAAAGUCUUUCUGCCUUUUUAUAAUUACUUUUUUUAUCAUUUAAUUUACCUGCCUAAAUAAACAUCUUCUACAGAGUACCUGUCAUUCAACCAUGCCAAGGAGUUUGUGCCAGCCUUUUCAGACUCCCAGAAUUCGGUGUUCCUGGGUUAUUUACAUAGCUGAGCAGUGUCCAGGGGAGGUGCGCAGUGAACUGUCAAGGACUUUCCAGACUGUCUUCUCUUCAGACUCUUUUAUAAUCUCUAGUGGCAUCUUUCCCUUUUCUUUUGUUCAUGACCUGACCUGAAACAGCAGAUUUGAUAGACUGGCAAAGAUGAAUAGGAAAAACUUUGACUCUUGCCCAGUGCCUGCCUGCCUCUCUCUCUCUCCUCUCUCUCUCUCUCUUUUUAAACCACCAUAGACUCUCACUUACUUUGGAGGAGUGUAUGUGCAUGUGUACACAUAUGUACAUAUAUAAAAACAGUUGAUGUUUUGGUGUAUGGAGUAAAAGCCCCAGGAGCAUACAGAACUUGAGCUGAACCUGGUCAGUAGAAAGGGAAACCCCAACCCUUUCUUGAUUUUUGGAGACACCCAGGAGUAAUGGAUACUGUAGUAGACAUGUAGUACUAUAGUACCGUAAUAUUCAUCUCUCCUCAUUUUAGUUGCCUUUCAGAUUCUAAAUGUUUGGGAUCAUUCCUAUCAUCUUAGUCUCUUCAGGAUCUUUAGUAUUUUCCUGGUUCUGAGGAGGCUUGAGACAGGGUUAUGGAUUUCCUUGUUCUGUGUCUUUAUCCCUACUGAUAGUUCCUCUUUCUCAUUUUGCAAACUACCCAGAGCUCCAAGGACAGCCUGAAGAUCUCAGUGCCUCAGGCUCUGAGGUACUCUGCUCACAGCCCCCAGACAGAUGCUGUUGGGUAAACUCAAAGCUUCCUAUGAGAAGCUUCUGAGAUGUAGCAGGCCACAGAAGUGUUCACCUGUUUCAUCUGAGGAUUUCAGUUCUGAAGUGAUCUAGGCAUGUUUGGUAAAAAUGUUUUUGUGAGAGUUCUUUUUUUAGGAAAGCAUUAUGCAAAAAGUCACUUUUAAGGGCAUUUAAAAAUUUUUAAGUAAAGCCAUUCUUUGGCUUUUUUGGACUAUUUGUGGAUACUUGGUUUACAUUUUGAAUAUUAAAAUGUGCAUCAUCUUGUUGGCCAUGCAGUCCUGCAGGCAUCAGUGCCCUAGCUGUCCUGUGAGUCCUCAUGCAGAGCAGGGCCAUCAUGGUCAGCCCUUGUGAAUAAGUGGGUAUACCCUGAAGCUGACUUCCGUCUGUGUCCUGCCCUCCCAUCCAGCACUCUCUAUGGAAAUAGUUGUCAUUUCCUCAGUGAUGGUGUGUCUUAUAGUGAUGGUUGUAAUGGUGAAUGGCUAGUGUCAUUUUGUUUAAUUUUGUUUUGCUUUUUGAUGGUGGAUAAGAUGAAAUUUUAGCUGUUUCAGCAUCAAUCCAACUUAAAAGCAUCUUGGACUUUGUUUUCCCUUCCAAACUAAAAGAUCAAGGCAUGUAUUAGACACAGGCAUAUUUGCUGCCUCAACUCCUCUGACACCCAUUUAGGAAAAGGCCUGCCACCAAAGCAGGAAGCUGCACACUCCUAACCCUUCUCCCAGGGUGUGGGGUCCCUUGACGUCAUGAAGAGCUAUUGCAAGGUGCUUCUGUACUUUUCCAGCCUGGAAAUGGAGGGUGACUGGCCCUGGCUCCUGCUAUGAGAAGAUAACCAGCCUCAUUUUCUCAGUGCCCCAGAGAUCUAGGAUAGGAUUUCUAAACUGGAAUCAUCCUUAAUCACCUUGAAGAUCCCUUAAGAGGCAUUUGACUGGUGCUGCCAUCUGUGUCCUCAAAGCAAUGCUGGUGGCAGCAUCCUGUGUACACAUAUAGAGCUAAUACCCAAACUAAAAACUGGGUAACUGGCCCUGAAGUGCUUCCCAAUCAGUAAGCCCAAAGGGAAAUGUUUGAUUUUUAUGUUCUGUUGGGUUUUGGUUUGCUUGGCAUAUCUAAAGGUGCCUUUACUUUUCUUUUUUUUUUUUUCUUUCUGCUUUGUUUUGUAGGACUUGUUCUAACAUGGAAAACAAGUCCAGAAGACUCUCCUCUGACUGUUACCUUUGCCCCAAGCCACCCCAAACUUUUAUGCUCAUGUUUUAUUAAAGCAGGUGCUCCCUGGAAUCUCUGGGACAUUUUUGAGGCAUUUGAAGCAGAAUAUAGAGUGGUCUCAUCUCCUUCCUUAAUCUUCCUGGUGGUUGGGAUGUUCCACUUGUAUCAUAGAUUUUUUAAUUACAGAUAUGCUCCACUGUUUUUAAAUGUGAACUUGUGCGCAAAUGUGCAGAUUCAAUGUUCUUGUUACAGAUUGAAUAAAUUUUUAUUUUGAAGAUGAAA